Molecule: messenger RNA, 3399 nt
Organism: Didymella exigua CBS 183.55
Lineage: Eukaryota; Fungi; Ascomycota; Dothideomycetes; Pleosporales; Didymellaceae
Product: PAB-dependent poly(A)-specific ribonuclease subunit PAN2
Exons: 7
Coding region: 1-3399 (1132 amino acids)
Biological process (GO): nuclear-transcribed mRNA poly(A) tail shortening; mRNA processing
Cellular component (GO): P-body; PAN complex
Molecular function (GO): protein binding; poly(A)-specific ribonuclease activity; nucleic acid binding
Source: RefSeq, a predicted model, not a curated record
AUGGAAGCGGAUUGGGACGAGCUUGCAUACGUGCAGCUGCCUCCUCCAGGAUCGCAUCACCCUCCCACGCCCGUAGCAACCUUUGCCUUUGACACAUCUCAAGAGCUGCUGUGGACCGGCAACAGCCUUGGGCGCAUAACCUCCUUCUACGGCGCAACUCUCGAGCGAUAUACCUCCUACCGCGGCCAUGCUGCAUCCGAGGGGCCCGUCAAGCAGUUUCUGUUUACCGAGAAGGGCGUCCUGUCCAUCUCGAAGCAGAGCGUGCACUACGCCCACAGGCGCGGCAUAACUCAAUGGCACCUUACGAGCAACGAGUUCAAGGAUCUCAAGUGCAUGAACUUUACCUCGAAGGGCACGCGCGAGAUCCUUGUCGCAGGAUGCCAGGACCGAAUGUUCAAGCUGGACGUGGAAAAGGGCGCCAUCACCGAAAUCCUUCCAGCUGAAGCCCAGUACACCAUCAUGAAGCGCGCCGGCCAGUACAUAUGCGCAGCUACCAAGACUGGCGGCAUCCACAUUCUUGACUCGAACUCGCUCUCGAACAUCAAAUCCUUCGACGGACACACUGGUAGCAUAAGUGAUAUGGACGCGAAAGGCGAUUUCCUGGCGACAUGCGGGUGGUCACCUAGGCAGCAGAACGCCUACAUGCUCGACCCGUUCACACACGUCUUCUCCCUGAAGACAUUGAAGCAGUUACCGCCAAUCCCUUUCCAUACUGGUGCAGCAUUCGUUCGAAUGCACCCUCGCAUGUCGACUACUGCCAUAAUUGCGUCGCACAACGGGCAGAUGCAGGUAAUCGACCUGAUGAACCCAGAUGCUGCGAAUCUUCGGCAGAUAAAUUUGUAUGAUUCGUACCUCCAUGGCUUCGAGAUGGCACCCUCAAGUGAAGCGUUUGGCUUGUCUGAUAGCAACGGGCAAGUCCACCUCUGGGGCUCCCCCUCGAAGGUGCACUUCCCAGAAUACAGCAACCCCACCGAAUUUGCCGAUCACCCUAUAUCGCCCCCUGCUAUGGACUGGUCACUGGAAACACCUUUGAACACUGUUGGUAUGCCAUAUUACAAAGAGAAUCUCCUUUCCAGCUGGCCGAGCCAUCUUGUAUUCGAGGUGGGUGCGCCACCACCGAAGAUCGACACUGCAAUCCUGAACAGCAUGUCACGAACCGAGAUGGGCUUCUUCACGAAAAAUCCUCGCACGAGGCGGCGCAAUCAGGCAGAGUCGAGACGGCAGUCCGACCGUAUUGCCGAAUCACUGUCUGCGCCAAAGUUCUUGAGCGAGCAAUCUCGCGCUGUCCAAUCCUACAACAGUGAAGCUGACAGUAAGUCUGCCGAGACGAUGGAAUCAUUGACAGACCUUCAUUUGGAAGAUGUUACGCGUAAAGAGGUGCCAUCUAUGUAUGGCAAUGUGGAAAUCAAGUACAGCAAGUUUGGUGUCGACGACUUCGACUUUGCCUACUACAAUCAAACGCCUUAUUCUGGGCUGGAGACGCACAUUGCCAAUUCAUAUGCCAACUCUUUGCUGCAGUUGUUGCGUUUUACACCUUUGAUCCGCAAUAUCGCAUUGCAGCAUACUGCUUCGGCAUGUUUGUUCGAAACUUGUCUUCUGUGCGAGCUGGGCUUCUUAAUCGACAUGCUCGAGAAGGCUGCUGGACUAAACUGCCAAGCCUCGAACUUUUUGAAGACAUUCAGCAGCUUGUCCAAUGCAGUGUCGUUGAACCUGUUAGAAGAGUUUUCGCCGAACGUCGCACUCACAAGCAUGGUCCAGAACCUCAACCGAUUUCUGCUGGACAAGAUCUCAGACGAAGUUCGGCAAAUGUUGCCAGUCAAUUCAGGUCCAUCGCCCAUCGACCACGUCCUCGAGACUCAAGCCAGGGCAAGCAUGAGGUGCGCCCAAUGCGCGAACGAGACUGCUCGCGGAGGUAAAAAUUUCGUGAACGACCUCGUGUACCCAGCGAAACAUGUCAUGAAAAAUACAAGGAUUCCACGUCCGACCUUUUCUCAAAUUCUCAAAGCUAGUGUGGAGCGCCAGGACCAGACACGAGGGUGGUGCACCAAGUGCAACAGGUAUCAGCAGAUGGUGCAGAGGAAGACUAUACAGACAAUCCCCGGCGUCUUGAUGCUCAAUGCCGCAAUUCAGAGCCACGAAGCAAAGCUAUUGUGGUCCAUACCGAAUUGGCUGCCGCAAGAGAUUGGAAUCAUAGUAGAUCAAGGCCAGUUCUAUUGCUUUGAAGGCCAGGACUUGAAGCUGCACCUGCAACGAGGCGUAUUUGAUAUUAUGGUGUUCGAGCUGAUCGGAGUCGUUGCCGAUAUCAACAGCGGAGAGCACCAAAAGCCUCAUCUUGUUGCCACAAUCAACACCGCCCCAUCGUCCCGCGAAGCCACGACAGUAGACAAGUGGCACUUAUUCAACGACUUUCUGGUCAGGCCGAUACCGAAGGAGGAGGCGCUGCGCUUUGAGCCAGGAUGGAAGCUACCUUCCGUACUAACCUAUCAGUUGAAGGCAGCUCGCAGCAAGAUUGACGAUUCUUGGAGAGACAAACUCGACACCUCGAUUCUAUACAGAUAUUGGUCAUCGAACAACAGACCUCCAGAGGACAGAUUCAAGCUACUCGAAGCCCAAGCCGAAGCGCCAACACCGGGCUACCCUGUUGCCAUCGAUGCGGAGUUCAUCCGUCUCCAGGCGGAAGAAAUAGAGAUGAAAGCCGAUGGCACUCGGCAGACCAUUCGACCAGACCGCAAAGGCCUUGCACGUGUGUCUGUCUGCCGUGGCUUAGGCGAAUACGCCGGCCUACCCUUCAUUGAUGAUUACAUCGCGGUCAGCGAGCCCGUUAUCGACCACCUAACGGCCUGGUCUGGUAUCUCGCCCGGCGACCUGAAUCGUGAGACCUCGCCUCACGCUCUCGUCAGCCUCAAGCACGCAUACAAGAAACUCUGGCUCCUACUCAAUCUCGGCUGCGUUUUUGUUGGCCACAGCUUGGCCAAUGACUUCCGCACAAUCAACAUUCACGUGCCCAGAAAUCAAGUGGUUGAUACCUCCAACCUCUUCUUCCUUCCAGAGUACAAACGCAAACUCAACCUCAAAUUCCUCGCGUGGUGCGUCCUCAAAGAAAGCAUCCAGCAAGAUACCCACGACUCGAUUGAAGACGCCACCACCGCGCUAAAGCUUUGGCGCAAAUACGAAGAGUUUGUCGACGCUGGCGUGCUGGAGCAGAUGCUCAACGAUAUCUACGCGACAGGAAGUCAGUACAGGUUCAAAGCUCCUGGCUGUGGAGGGGCGAGUGUGGGGCAGGGCACCAUGGUGAUCAUGAGUCAGGCGGGUACGGGGAGAAAUACGCCGGAGCCAAUGAUAACGCCGAAGAAGGGCGGUAUGUUUGGGGCUAUUGGGUUCAGGAGUCCUAUGAGGUGA